CUACUGUCGUAAAACAACUGUCGUAAAACAGCUGUCGUAAAAACAACUGUCGUAAAAACAACGGUCGUAAAAACACGUCCUGUUCGUGUGAAUAUUUUUUUUUUAUUCGAUGUCCUUUAAUUUUACGCUAAAAUACUACGUGAAGUAUCUAUUUUCAAGAUUGAAAUUGUGAUUUAUAAUUUUAAAUUAUGUUGAAUGUGUAACAUUAGGGGGGUUUGUAAUUUUAGGACAGCUAGCUACUUCCUUAUGUGAGCUGGUCAGGUGGUUAGUACCAGCGGAGUAAAUAUGGCGACGGUCAUGAUGUACAUUUUACAUCAAAUACUUUCACUGUAUUAACUACUGGGACUUUUAUAUAUACCAGUACAUGACGUUCCCACUGCCGAUAUUACCCGGUAACGGUGCACGAUUCCCGGACGAGCAAUGUGUCAUUGAUGGGGGAUACGGUCGUGUUCCGUUUUGCAUCGUCUGACGUCGGUACUGUACGGGGGACGGAGCCGGGGGACCGAGCCAGAUAGAUAGUCCCCGGUGUUAAGUGUUAUUGUUUAUAUUACAGCGGUGACAGACAGACAGACAGGUAUAACAGACAGACAGACUUUGGUCAGAUGUCAUGUUGAUGCGGGGUCUUCAUGCAUCGUGUGAAUCAUCAUGGACAGACAUGUGAAGACAACUCCCAGUUGGGUAGAGGGAACGGGACAGAGACAACCGUCAGUGUCAUGGACUGUUACUCCCAGCCAGUAGAGGGAUACAGACCGACAGACAGACAGACUGGCUAUCAGGCAGACAGACAGACAGACAGACAGACAGACAGACAGACAGACAGCUAGCCUAGUGGAUGGACUUCCUCUGAUGUCAUAGCUGACCCCCCUGGCCCGCCCGGUCCAGAGAAAAAUGAUUGGUGCCCCAGAUGUGGUGGCGUUUACUAAAGAGGAUGAUUUUGGGGAGGUAGGGUACCCCGACCCCCGGGUGGUACCAGAGGAAUUCUCUGUCCCUCUGUUCCCAUCGAACAACAACGCCAACCCCUGGACCAAGACCUCGUACGCCAAGUUCACUAAGGACUUCAUCCUCAUAUCAGAGUUCUCCGAGCAGGUGGGCCCCCAGCCUCUGCUCACCAUACCUGAUGACCCAAAAGUGUUCGGGACCUUUGACCUGAACUACUUCAGUCUGAGGAUCAUGUCUGUUGACUACCAGGCCUCGUUCGUAGGGCACCCUACCGGCAGCGGAUACCCACGACUCAGGCCUCGUUCGUAGGGCACCCUACCGGCAGCGGAUACCCACGACUCAGG
Messenger RNA from Salmo salar (Atlantic salmon), 1283 nucleotides. The record is from RefSeq and is a predicted model, not a curated record. Lineage: Eukaryota; Metazoa; Chordata; Actinopteri; Salmoniformes; Salmonidae.